AUGGCCCAAAAUAGGCAGAGCCUUCGACUUGAACAAAUAAGUGCGAUUCUUGAAGAUGAAGAAGAAGCUUUCGAUGAGACUGACAAUGAGUUGGGCCUAGAAGGAGACGCAGAUACAUUUUGGGAGCCAGAGCAUGAAUCGAACUCAGAAUUAAGUGAUACUGAAGAACCAUCCACACCAACCUCAUCCCAAUCACAAUACGAUUUAUCUACGUAUUAUUUGGAUAGAGAUAAGAGCACAAAAUGUAACAAAACUAUUCCCAGCCAAAGAGUAAGACAAAGAUCUUAUAAUCAUUUGUCAGGCUCAAAAGGAGCAGCAAGAGAUGCGAAAAGUAAGACUGAUAGUUUUUUGUUAUUUUUUGAUGAAAGUAUUAUAGAAUUGGUAAUGAAACAUACAAUGAUGAUACACGAAAAGGCGACAGGAAAACGACUGCAAAGUGUAAUAAGUGCAACAAUUUUAUCUGUGGCGAUCAUACAAAGAAAAUUUGUGAUAAUUGUUGAAUUGUAA
This is a messenger RNA of Parnassius apollo (apollo), 507 nucleotides long. The record is from the annotation of a GenBank genome assembly. Lineage: Eukaryota; Metazoa; Arthropoda; Insecta; Lepidoptera; Papilionidae.